CAACUGUCCCACUAACGGAGAGUGGCUUCCAGCAACAGACAUGCCCCCAAGUCCUGUCAGAAAGGCAGGAGUAGCUGAGGAAAAGUUCUCCCUCCCCAGGCUGCCCUGUCCUUCCAAAUUACAAACUUCCCUCCCUCCUCUCUCCCCAGCUCCUGCCUCUACUGGCCUCAGGCGGACUCCGGAGGUGGCCCCGGGGGGCGUACAACACCAGAGAAGGGAGCGGAGCAGGGCCUGUUGGGCGAUACCCGGUACCCAACAAGAAGGACAUGCCGUACGACAUCGUGGAGCUCAUGGAGGAAGUGGAAGUGAAGACUGGAUUUCUGCCCAAUGUGUUCAAAGCCAUGUCUCACCGACCCGCUGAAUUCAGAGCUUUCUUUGCUUAUUACAAUGCCAUUAUGAACAAAGAUACAGGGCGUCUCAGCAAGGCAGACAAAGAGCUCAUAAUUGUGGCUACGAGUGCUGUGAACAGGUGUCCCUACUGUGUGGUCGCACACGGAGCACUUCACCGGAUAUAUUCCAAGCAGCCAGCGCUGGCUGACCAGGUGAUCGUCAACUGGAAGCUAGCGGACCUGAGCGACAGGGACCUGGCGAUGCUGGAGUUCGCUCUUGCGGUGUGUCGAGCUGACGACAUCACCGAGGAGCACUUCCGGAAGCUGGAGAGGCACGGCUUCGACCGCGAGGACGCCUGGGACAUCGGCAUGAUCUCGGCGUUCUUUGCUAUGUCGAACCGCAUCGCCCACUUCGUCGGCCUGCGCCCCAACCGGGAGUUCUACGCGAUGGGCAGGACGGCGCGGGGGGGUCGGGAGGGGGAGGCGGAGGGCGCCUGACGCUGCUCGCUGGCGCCUGCGCGCCCGAAAGAUCCAUCGAGCUCUUGAAUCCGGCUGCUGCGCUGUGCCUGGGCGCGGGGGGGGAAG
Messenger RNA from Athene cunicularia (burrowing owl), 914 nucleotides. RefSeq lists its product as uncharacterized. NCBI's taxonomy places the organism in Eukaryota, Metazoa, Chordata, Aves, Strigiformes, Strigidae. The record is from RefSeq and is a predicted model, not a curated record. The coding region runs from base 267 to 827 and encodes 186 amino acids. The transcript has 4 exons. Gene Ontology annotation, molecular function: peroxiredoxin activity.